GAGGUCAUGAAUGUUAGCUCGGCAUGCAUUCCUCCACAUAUUGCUGACAGAGAACUGAAUGGCUGCUAAUUGCCUCAAUGAUUGAAGAUAGGAGAUUUUAAUAAUAUAAUUCACCAUGACGUUGGACCGCGACACACGGCCUGAUUACACGGACGAGACGAUGACAUCACAGGCUGCAUCAUAUGCGCUCCAUGUCCUACAUCGGGAUGAGCCCAUCAACAGUCGUAACAGCCCCAGUACGCUCAAUGUUCUCACCAACAGCUCCGACUUUGAGUUUACUAAUAGUAUGCUUCAGUUAGAACAUGAUAUAGAUCAACUGAGCCUCACAGAAAAAUCAUCUUCGUCUUCCUCAACACCUUCCCCCACCGAGGCACACUCUGCCCCUGUCACACCAUCCCAUCAUGCAGCUAAACGUCAGGAGGAUGAACUAGAAGUGGGUUAUCGUGACGCCGCCCAGAGAGGAUUUUUUGAAGGUUUACUAGGGUGUCUACGUCCAGUGUGGUCCAUGAUUGGAAAAGCUGCACAGAAUGAACUUAAACAACAAGAUGAUUGGGAAAUCCCGUUUGAGAACAUCACAGAUCUUCAGUGGCUCGGAAGUGGUGCUCAGGGUGCUGUUUUCCUGGGUAAACUAAAUGGCGAGGAGGUGGCAGUGAAGAAAGUUCGUGAUGUUAAAGAAACUGAUAUAAAAAACCUCCGCAAACUUAACCAUCCGAACAUCAUCACUUUUAAAGGUAUAUGUACACAAGCGCCAUGUUAUUGUAUUAUCAUGGAGUACUGCCCAUACGGCCAACUUUACGAGAUUCUCAGGGACGGCAAGGAGAUACCGCCUCAGUUGGUCCUUGACUGGACCAAACAGAUAGCCAGUGGUAUGAACUAUCUCCACAACCACAAAAUCAUACACAGAGACCUCAAAUCACCCAAUGUUUUGGUGGCAAAAAAUGAUGUUGUAAAGAUCUCGGAUUUUGGGACAAGUCGAACGUGGAAUGAGAAGAGCACCAAAAUGUCAUUUGCAGGAACUGUAGCAUGGAUGGCCCCUGAGGUGAUCCGAAAUGAACCUUGCUCUGAGAAAGUCGAUAUCUGGUCAUUUGGUGUUGUACUAUGGGAACUCCUGUCUGCCGAGAUUCCAUACAAAGAUGUUGACUCAUCUGCCAUCAUUUGGGGUGUGGGCAGUAACAGUCUCCACCUUCCUGUCCCAACCACUUGCCCAGAGGGUUUUAAACUGCUGAUGAGACAGUGCUGGAGUGCUAAAACAAGGAAUCGGCCAUCGUUUCGACAGGUCCUGAUGCAUUUAGAGAUUGCAUCACCUGAACUCUUGAGCUAUUCCCAUGAUGACUUCAAGAUGUCCCAGGCAUCCUGGAAGGAAGAGAUUGCACAACAGCUCCAGUUGAUCCGCUGUGAGGGUUCACACAUGCCCCAUCUGGAAGAGGAACUGGUCAAAAGAAGACGAGAGGAGUUACGACAUGCCCAGGAUGUUCGGGAACAUUAUGAGAGGAAGUUAGAGAGAGCAAACAAUCUGUACAUGGAGCUAACAGCCUGUAUGCUUCAGCUUGAAAAACGGGAAAGAGAACUCAUCAAACGAGAGCAGCAGUUGGCUAUGUAUACAAAGAAGAGGAAAAGUAUUGUUCGCCCUGUGAUCCGUGCCCAGGAGCGGAUAGAGAGACUCAGCAAAAAGCGCAUGUACAAAUCUGGUUCUGAGGUUACAAGCCCAGAUAACCCGAACAUGGACAGUAGCAUGACUACAAGUUCAGAGGUUGUUCUUCCAUCACCAACUAAACAGAGGAUGCGAAAAAGCCGUCAUCGUCGUACCAAUAGUAAGGGAUCUCUCAGUAACAUAAUGGGAAGUCCAGCAAAGAGCCCUGUCAGGGAUGUACUAAAUGACGAACUCCAAGGGAAGUCAGUGGCCCUACGACGCCUUGAGCAUGCUCCACUGGCCUCUUCGCGGUUUCCUUAUCAAGGACCAGGUAUGGCAAUACCGGAGCAAGCAGUCUUACGCAGUCAUGUCAAUAAGCCAACAGAAAUUGCCAGGAAUGAAAAGAACUUGAACGAUGUUUGUUUUGGAUGUGAUGGAGAAUGUACAGACAAUUCAUGCCCUAGCAGUAAACGCUCUAGUCGAGCGAGCGCCGACGUAGAAAGUAAUUUGGGGGACUCAAUUGGGGGCUCCCCUUGUCGGAGCCCCUCCCAAGCCCUCUACGAUUUAGUGGAAAACCAAAACAAUGAAAUCAAAACAACUACCAGAGAAAAAGACUCUAAUGAAAAUCUUAAUUGUCCUAUAGACUCUACUAAUUUAACCACGAACACUUCAAUUGAGUGCACAUGUACCUGUACUACAAGUACAGCUAUACCUGUGAUAGAUGCGAAUUCCAUUAUUAAUCAGACUGUGACUCGCACAACUAGUGAACCACAACUCUCGCCAAAGCAGCCACAUAUUGCACAACGGAUGAGCAGUUUAGACUCCAAUGAUUCUAUAAACAUUCCCCAACAUCGGCACCACCCGCACCGACCCAGAAAGAAUUCUGAUGACUCCUGGUCAUCAGAGGAAGGGGAAGUAAGUGAGGACGACAAAAGGAGAUCACGUAAUCGGCGGUCUUACUGUUCUACGAUAAGUUCAGAGGGGAUUCUGUCUGAGGAGGAAAAUACAAGUGAACAGUCUGCUCAGGAUACUCCUGAUGGACUCCUGUCCACAAACAGCUCUGAGAAUCUCCAGAUGGAGCUGGCAAACUGUGCUGUGAUAUCUGACGGACUCUCUGACAAGGAACUUACCGUCAGGAAAAUACGCAAUCAAGUGUCUGCCUCUCCAGAUCGCGUGUUCGAGCAUCCUGAUACUAGUUCUGAUUCUGAUGAGUGCUCCGACAUCACUGUCUCUACUACAGUACACAGAACGCGAUCUCUCGAGACCAGUGGAUGGUGA
Molecule: messenger RNA, 2908 nt
Organism: Ylistrum balloti
Lineage: Eukaryota; Metazoa; Mollusca; Bivalvia; Pectinida; Pectinidae
Product: mitogen-activated protein kinase kinase kinase 13-like
Exons: 14
Coding region: 116-2908 (930 amino acids)
Biological process (GO): protein autophosphorylation; JNK cascade
Molecular function (GO): JUN kinase kinase kinase activity; ATP binding
Source: RefSeq, a predicted model, not a curated record